This is a messenger RNA of Talaromyces marneffei, 5235 nucleotides long. RefSeq lists its product as uncharacterized. The coding region runs from base 1 to 5235 and encodes 1744 amino acids. The transcript is spliced from 7 exons. The record is from RefSeq and is a predicted model, not a curated record. Gene Ontology annotation, molecular function: DNA binding. Gene Ontology annotation, biological process: transcription by RNA polymerase II. Gene Ontology annotation, cellular component: RNA polymerase II, core complex. Lineage: Eukaryota; Fungi; Ascomycota; Eurotiomycetes; Eurotiales; Trichocomaceae.
AUGUCGAACGUCCACUUCCCCUACUCCAAGGCGCCUUUGCGCACGAUUAAGGAGAUUCAGUUUGGUCUCCUAUCGCCCGAAGAGAUUAAACGUCUGAGUGUGGUCCAUGUCGAAUAUCCUGAGACAAUGGAUGAACAGAGAAUGCGCCCACGAACCAAAGGUCCAAACGAUCCAAGGCUUGGCACUCUCGAUCGCCAAUAUUAUUGUGAGACUUGUGAGGAAGGUCAGAAAGAGUGUCCAGGACAUUAUGGCCAUAUCGAGCUUGCAACCCCGGUUUAUCACAUCGGUUUCCUCACAAAGACAAAAAAACUACUUGAAACCGUCUGCCACAACUGUGGCAAGAUCAAAGCAGAUAUGAGCGACCCAAAGUUCCAAGAUGCGCUACGUAUUCGUGACCCUAAGCGACGAUUCGAUAUCAUUUGGCGGUUAUCCAAAGAUGUCAACAUCUGUGAAGCAGAUCCAAUCCCAGAGGACGAGGAUCCUUUCUCCAAGGAAGCAUCAAAGCCUCAUAAGGGACACGGUGGCUGUGGUAAUGCCCAACCAACCAUCCGUAAAGAGGGAUUGAGUCUCGUCGGAACAUGGAAACCGAACAAAGCAAACAUGAUGGACGACGAUGUUGAUAUGCCUCAACCCGAGAAGCGAACCAUUACUCCUUCCAUGGCUUACAAUAUCUUCCGCAGCAUCUCACAUGAAGAUGUGAGGAUCAUGGGUCUCAGCAACGACUACGCUCGUCCGGAAUGGAUGAUUCUUACUGUCCUUAUUGUUCCUCCCCCCGUCGUUCGUCCCAGUGUUGUCAGCGGCAAGAGCUCCAGCGGCCAACGCGCUGAAGAUGACUUGACCUUUAAGCUUGCGGAAAUCAUUCGUGCGAAUCAGAACCUGCAACGCUGCGAGCAAGAAGGCGCACCGGAACACGUCGUUCGGGAAUUCGAGGCUUUGCUUCAAUAUCACGUGGCCACAUAUAUGGACAAUGAUAUCGCUGGUCAACCAAAGGCUAUGACAAAGUCGAAUAGGCCUGUCAAAGCAAUCCGCGGUCGUCUGAAAGGAAAAGAGGGUCGUCUUCGUCAAAACUUGAUGGGGAAGCGUGUCGACUUUUCGGCUCGUACUGUGAUCUGCGGUGACCCAAAUUUAAGUCUGGAGGAAGUUGGAACGCCUAGAUCGACAGCGAUGAUCCUCACAUAUCCGGAGGUGGUAACGCCAUAUAACAUUGAAUUCCUGCAGAAACUGGUCAAUAAUGGUCCUACAAUCUACCCUGGUGCGAGAUACAUUGUCCGUGAUAACGGUGAGCGAAUUGAUUUGCGUAUGGCGCGCAAGACAAAUGCAAAUCUUCUUUACGGCUGGAAAGUCGAGCGUCAUCUCCUUGACGGAGAUGUGAUUCUCUUCAACCGUCAGCCGUCACUGCACAAGGAAUCUAUGAUGGGUCAUCGUGUCCGUGUCAUGCCCUAUUCUACCUUCCGACUCAAUUUGUCUGUCACUACGCCUUAUAACGCCGAUUUCGACGGUGACGAAAUGAACAUGCAUGUGCCUCAGAGCGAAGAAGCUCGUGCUGAAUUACUACAGCUUGCCUUGGUUCCAAACAACAUUGUGUCGCCACAGAGAAACGGUCCCUUGAUGGGUAUCGUACAGGACUCUCUGUGUGGUAUCUACAAGAUUUGCCGUCGUGAUGUCUUCCUUACUAAAGAUCAAGUCAUGAAUCUUAUGCUUUGGGUUCCUGACUGGGAUGGCGUCAUCCCACAGCCAGCCAUUAUCAAACCCAGACCCCGUUGGACUGGAAAGCAGAUUAUCAGCAUGGUUUUACCUUCUGGACUCAACUUGUUGCGUGUUGACAAAGACAAAGCCCCGCUUUCGGAGAAGUUUUCACCCUUAACAGACGGUGGAAUCCUUGUACAUGGCGGCCAGUUGAUGUAUGGCAUGUUUUCGAAAAAGACCGUUGGAGCUUCCGGCGGCGGUGUUGUUCAUACCAUUUUCAAUGAGUACGGACCAGAAGCCGCGGUGUCUUUCUUCAAUGGUGCGCAACGUGUUGUUAAUUACUGGCUUUUACACAAUGGCUUCUCUAUUGGUAUUGGUGAUACAAUCCCCGAUAAGAAAACUAUUGAACGGAUCGAAGAUGCAGUUCGCGCUGGUAAAGCAGAGGUCGAAGAGAUCGUCCAAAGUGCAACCGAAAACACAUUGGAGGCAUUGCCUGGUAUGAACAUUCGAGAGACGUUCGAAAGCAAGGUUUCUCGUGCGUUGAACAAUGCUCGUGAGGCUGCUGGUAGUGAGACCGAGAAGAGUUUGAAGGAUCUAAAUAAUGCCAUUCAAAUGGCUAGAUCUGGAUCCAAAGGUUCCGCCAUUAACAUUUCCCAAAUGACGGCCAUUGUGGGACAACAGUCCGUCGAAGGAAAGCGAAUUCCGUUUGGCUUCAAAUACCGCACACUUCCUCACUUUACGAAGGAUGACUAUUCUCCGGAGUCGAGAGGAUUUGUUGAAAAUUCUUACCUUCGUGGUUUAACACCAACUGAGUUCUUUUUCCACGCCAUGGCUGGUCGUGAAGGUCUUAUCGAUACUGCAGUCAAGACUGCUGAAACAGGUUACAUUCAGCGUAAGCUUGUCAAGGCUCUCGAAGAACUUAUGGUUAAAUAUGAUGGAACCGUUCGAAACUCACUUGGCGAUAUCAUUCAAUUUUUGUACGGAGAGGACGGCUUGGAUGGUGCUCACAUCGAGAAUCAGAGAGUAGACAUCAUCAAAUGCUCCGAUGAGCAAUUCCGUGAUCGUUUCCGCGUUGACCUCAUGGACCCAGAACGCACACUCGGGCCGGAAGUCCUUGAACAAGCAGCUGAAAUCAGCGGCGAUGUUGAAGUUCAGAGAUAUUUCGACGAAGAGUGGGAUGCUCUUGUUAAGGACAGAGAAUUCCUUCGUUCUAUCGCUAAGGGAGACGAAGAAAUGAUGCAAUUGCCACUGAACGUUCAACGUAUCCUUGAGUCGGCAAAAACCACAUUUCAUAUCAAGGAAGGUACUAUCAGUGAUCUUCAUCCGGCUGAGGUCAUUCCUCAGGUUCAGGCUUUGUUGGAUCGUUUGGUGGUUGUUCGUGGUGAUGAUGUGAUCUCGAAGGAAGCGCAAACUAGUGCCACUCUCCUAUUCAAGGCUCAACUGCGUUCCCGCUUAGCCUUCAAGCGACUAGUGACGCAGUAUUCCAUGAACAAACUUGCAUUCAAACACGUUCUAGGAGCAAUUGAGAUGCGUUUCGCUCAAGCCCAGGCUAAUCCAGGAGAAAUGGUCGGUGUUUUGGCCGCCCAAUCUAUUGGAGAACCUGCUACGCAGAUGACUUUGAACACCUUCCACUUUGCUGGUGUUAGUUCCAAGAAUGUUACUCUUGGUGUUCCUCGUUUGAAAGAACUUUUGAACGUUGCCACAAACAUCAAGACGCCUUCCAUGACGGUUUAUCAAGAGUCACAUAGGAAGCACGACAAGGAGGCUGCUAAGCAGUUGCGUAGUGUUGUGGAACAUACAAGUCUUCGCUCAGUCACGGAAGCUACUGAAAUCUACUAUGACCCAGAUAUUCAGUCCACCGUCAUUGACAACGAUAGAGAUAUGGUUGAGUCCUACUUUAUCAUUCCAGAAGAUGUUACAGAUGACUCUAGCCGUCAAUCCAAGUGGCUUUUGCGUAUCGUUCUGAAUCGAGCUAAGCUUCUGGAUAAGGGACUCACUGUUCAAGAUGUGGCUACUAGGAUCAAGCAGCAGUACCCACGAGAUAUUGCGGUCAUUUUCAGUGAUAACAACGCUGAUGAGCAAGUGAUUCGUAUUCGCCAACUUCAUGAUGCGAAAGAAGACGAAGAUGAAGAGGACAUGGAGUAUGAUGUUACUCUCAAGAAGCUUGAACAACACUUGUUGGAUACUUUGACUCUACGUGGUGUAUCCGGCGUCGAGCGUGCUUUCAUCAAUGAGAAGGACAAUGCUCGCCUCAUGGACGACGGUUCUCUGUUCCUGAGUAAGGCAGAUCCUUUGUGCAAGGAGUGGGUAUUAGAGACAAGCGGCACAGCGCUCGCUGAUGUUCUCACGAUCCCAGGUGUUGAUACUACUCGAACUUAUUCCAACCAGUUUAUUGAAGUGUUUGAGGUGUUCGGUAUUGAAGCUGCUCGUUCGGCUCUGUUACGUGAAUUAACCCAGGUGUUGGCUUUUGACGGUUCGUAUGUCAAUCAUCGUCAUUUGGCACUCUUGGUCGACAUCAUGACGGUGCGUGGUUAUCUUACCCCCGUUACGCGUCACGGUAUCAACCGUGCCGACAAUGGUGCCUUGAUGAGAUGUUCGUUUGAAGAAACUGUCGAAAUUCUUCUCGAAGCGGCUGCUUUUGGUGAACUUGAUGAUUGUCGUGGUGUAUCUGAAAAUCUGAUCCUCGGUCAAUUGGCCCCCGCUGGAACGGGAGAGUUUGAUGUUUACCUUGAUCAGAGUUUGCUUAAUACGGUGGUCUCAAGCAAUACUGGAAUUGGCUUAAUGGGUGGCCUUGGAGCCAAGGACGCAAUGAUCAACGAUGGAGCAGCGACUCAAUACGACAACAACUCUCCUAUGAUGGAAAACGGGUACAUUGGUACGCCCGAUCCGGACGCGAAGUUUUCUCCUAUUCGACAGGCUGGGGCAGAGACACCUGGCGGUUUCACGGCUUAUCAACCAUCUGGCGGAUUGGGAGGGUUCAGCCCAGCACCUCAGAGCCCUGGUGGUUAUUCGCCUACCAGUCCGUUCAAUACAAGCCCCGUGUCUCCCGGCUAUUCUCCCUCAUCCAGCUACUCGCCCUCCUCUCCUAAUAUGUCCGUUACGUCUCCACGUUUCAUGUCGACGUCUCCAGGCUUCUCACCCCAGAGCCCAGCAUUCGCGAUUACCUCUCCUGCGUACAGUCCAACGUCCCCAUCUUUCCAGGCCACCUCGCCCUCAUACUCACCUACAUCGCCUCGAUUCUCGCCUUCCUCGCCCAAUUACAGCCCGUCGUCUCCAAAUUUCAGCCCGGCCUCACCUGCGUUCUCACCCUCCAGCCCAACGUACUCUCCGACCUCGCCAGCAAUUGGUGGUAGACAAUUCUCUCCAUCGAGUCCAAGUUCGCCAAAAUACAGCCCUGCCAGCCCGGGUUGGAGCCCGACAAGCCCCGAGAUUUACUCUCCCACAUCUCCCAAUAUUCAUGGCUCUCCGACGUCACCUGCUCGCGGCGCAACUUCGCCUAGCUACAGCCCGACGUCACCGCAGUACAAUCCAACGUCUCCACGCCAGUAG